AUGCUCUCCUUCUCCGCCACCACUAUCCUUGCACUUGCCGCUGUUGUGGCUGCUCAACCCACCACUCUCACUUCGACUGUGACCAUCACCGAAACCAUUUGGGAUGAUGCCACUUCGUCUUUCGAUUCUGCGUCUGCAGCUUCUGCUUCUGCUGAGUCUGCUUCUGUUGCUUCUGCCGAGUCUGCGUCUGUUGCUGCUGCCGCUGCUGCCGCUGCGUCUCUUUCAUCUGUUGCUGCGGUCUCUGCCGCUUCCGAGGCUGCAGUCUCUGCUUCCAUUGCGUCUGCUGAGUCUGCCUCUCUUGUGUCUGUCGCAUCUGCUUCUGAAGCUUCUGAAGCCGCUGCUGCUUCGAUUGCUUCUGCGUCUGCUGCUUCGGUCUCUUCUGCUUCGGCCGCUUCGGUCUCUUCUGCUUCAGGUGCUUCGGUCUCUUCGGAGUCCGCGGCCUCGGUCUCUUCUGUUUCCGCUGCUUUGGCUUCAGAAGCUUCCGUGUCUUCCUUGUCCGCAAAAGCGCAUGUAACAGCCUACCAGGGAAUGGUUGCCCUCAACUCGUCCGUACAAGCUGCGCCAACAGCCAACACCUCGAUUGCUUCCAGUUCGAAAACCCAAGGUUCCAGCCUGUCGUCUGCUGCUGGGGGUGCUGUUAUCGGUGUGGCCGCUGGUAUGGCUGCGGUUGUUGCUGCCCACUUAUUGUGA
Messenger RNA from Clavispora lusitaniae ATCC 42720, 690 nucleotides. RefSeq names its product Pga34p (gene PGA34). The record is from RefSeq and is a predicted model, not a curated record. Lineage: Eukaryota; Fungi; Ascomycota; Pichiomycetes; Serinales; Metschnikowiaceae.